AUGGCUUCCUCAUCGCCUUAUCCCGACCCUCCUCCGGUGCCCAUUUCGGAGCUGCUGGAGAACGCCAAGAAAUGGAAGGAGAACUUCAACAAGCCGUUGCCACUGGGCGUCAAGAAGGCCGUCUCGAUCAUCACAUGCAUGGUGGAGCUCCCUGCUAUUGCCCAUGAUGGCCGCGUCAUGCCUGCCAGCAUCUUUGGACUGGAUCUGGGCGAUGCUGAGUACAUCCGGAAUGCUGGUGGCCGCGUCACUGACGAUGUCAUCAGGUCGCUGGUGGUGGCUCAGGAGCUGCUCAAUUGCAAGAUCAUAUUGCUCGUCCACCACACCGACUGCGGUGCGCAGGCGGCCAAGAAGCACCACAGCUGGCUCAUCAAGAAGAUCAAGGACAAGCUGGGAGUGGAUCUGAGCAACUACAACUUCUUGGGCAUCGGCCCCACGGAUGCUGACCUGGCGGAGAGUGUGAAGGAGGACGUUCACAAGCUGCGCGCAUCGCCCCUCAUCCCCAAGCAGGUCCCCAUCUACGGUUUCGUCUACGACGUCAAGGAUGGCUCAUUGAACGAGGUGACCCGCUCAGAGGAGUGA
Messenger RNA from Coccomyxa subellipsoidea C-169, 579 nucleotides. Its product is annotated as carbonic anhydrase. The transcript has 7 exons. Gene Ontology annotation, molecular function: carbonate dehydratase activity; zinc ion binding. Bases 1 to 579 code for a protein of 192 amino acids. The record is from RefSeq and is a predicted model, not a curated record. Lineage: Eukaryota; Viridiplantae; Chlorophyta; Trebouxiophyceae; Coccomyxaceae.